Amaranthus tricolor (Joseph's coat) is the source of this 1059-nucleotide messenger RNA. RefSeq lists its product as uncharacterized. The record is from RefSeq and is a predicted model, not a curated record. Lineage: Eukaryota; Viridiplantae; Streptophyta; Magnoliopsida; Caryophyllales; Amaranthaceae. The coding region runs from base 1 to 1059 and encodes 352 amino acids. The transcript is spliced from 2 exons. Gene Ontology annotation, molecular function: nucleic acid binding.
AUGGCAAUAAGUAAUGUUGUUGAUGUUAGCAGCAAAAAAAGGGGAAGGGUAGGAAGGAAAAUAAAUGUGUUCAACAUGGAGGCACUCAAUGCCAUCCCAAUUGAAAAAGGAACAAUCAUUAGGUCAAUUGCUAAUGAAAUAAAGAUGGGACAUUCACAAGUGUAUAGAAUGUUAAAAGCAGAAGAUCUUAGAUCACACACAAAUUCUAUCAAACCAAAGCUUUCACAUGAACACAAACUUAAGCGACUUAACUUCAUUUUGUCCGAAAUAAUCCUGCCCACUGUUAAUACAUUACCGAAAUUCACUUUGAUGUACAAUGUUGUGCACAUAGAUGAGAAGUGGUUUUUCAUGAGCAGAGAAACACAACGAUUUUACUUAUUCUCAUGGGAAGAAGAAGAGCCAUAUAGGUUUGUACAAAACAAGAAUUUCAUAGGAAAGGUCAUGUUCAUAGCUUCUGCUGCUAGGCCAAUCGUUAACACUGAUGGAGACAUACUGUGGGAUGGGAAAAUAGGUAUAUUCCCAUUUAUAGAGACACAACUUGCACUUAGAAGUUCAAGCAACAAGCCAGCAGCUAAUGGAGUCAGGGACAUAUGGAUUCAACAAGACAAUGCAAGGCCACACAUAUUAACAGAUGAUCAUGCAUCCAAUAAAGCUGCAACACAAGAUGGUUUCAAUAUCAGGUUAGUUUGCCAACCGGCCUCUAGUCCUGACAUGAACAUUUUGGAUUUAAGUCUGUUUAAUGCUCUUCAGUCAAUUCAGUUUAGAGAAUUUCCUAAGGACUCGCCGGCAUUGAUUAAGUCAGUAAUUGAUGCAUAUGAUACUUUUAAUCCAAGACUUUUGAAUUACUCAUGGAUUCAAUAUCAGUUAUGCAUGCUUAAGGUACUUAAAGUUAGGGGUGGUAGUAAUUACAAGCAGCCGCAUAUAGGAAAGAAAAGGUUGGACAGGUUGCGUGAGUUACCAAGUCAACUUGAAGUUCCAUUGGAACUAAUAGAUUCAGCACAUCAAGUUUUAUGUCACGGUAUAAUUAAUCUCAAUGGUCUUCCACAAGAUGAAGAUUGA